AUGACCACCUCUCCCAGCUCCACCAGCGGCUUGGAGGUCCUGCUGUCCACUCUGCAGAAUGCUGGAGAUGUGGAAAGUACCCUCAACAUUCUCAAUGUUCUCGAUGAACUUUUGUCGGCCGGCAGCGACCAUCGCAUCCACUACAUGAUCAGUAAAGGUGGGAGUGACGCCCUGCUCACUGCCCUGGUCAACACAGCUCGCUGCUUCAGUCCCAACUACACCGUGUUGCUUCCAUUGCUGCACCUGCUGGCCAAAGUGGGACACAGAGACCGCAGAAUUGGAAUGAAAGCUGAAGAUGCUGGGGCUGUUGUCCUGACUCUGAAUCUGCUUAAACAAAACUUAAAAAACGCCAAAAGAGCUGCUGCCUGCCUGUGGGUUAUUCAAGUGUUUGCUUCUUCAGUUUCCACUGCAAAUGUGAUUGGAGAAAACUGUGGACUAGAUGUCAUAUAUCGCCUUAUCCCUCAUUAUACCACCAGCAACCUUCACACAAUCAAGGCAGCCAUUAAUGCUUUUGCGGCUGUGCUCUGCACAAAGGCCAACGUCUGCCUGGUGGUAUCCAAGGGCUACAUUUCUGGACUCUUGCGACUGUACGAGGACUGGCACUGUAAGGAUACUCACCAUGUUGCCAUAGCAAUCCGCCAUGCGCUGUUGCAUUGCCUUCAUAAGGUCACUUACAGUACAGCAGGAAGAGAGGCAUUUUUUUCACUUGGAGGUCUCCACCUCAUCUACCAAACAACACAGGCAUGUUUGAUGAACAAAGCUCUCUCAUCCCUCAUCGAGCCCUCAGUUCAGCUCAUGAGAAAGUGUCUGCCAAAAAGCCGCCUGCCUCUGACCUCAGACCUUUCUGCAUACUCCUUUCCAAUACCAGGGCAACCCCACUCUGACCUUCAUGUCAGCGUGGCGUUGGGCGACAGUGAUGAAGAGGAGCCAGAGAGCCACCAGGAGACAGAAAACAACUAUGAUGACGAUUUGGAGACUGACCUGAAUAAACUGCGACAUCGGCCUGAGCCAGACAGAUCUAAAGACGAUCUGGCUCAGUACACCGUCUUUUGCCCUGAGCUCUCUCAUAACUUUCAGGAGCUUGACUCGGGAUCAGAGACAGGAAGAAGUUCACCAUCAUCUUCAUCAGAUGUGGAAGAUGAUCUUUGUUACAGCUGUUCGCCUCACAGCUCUCAGAGGAGUGAUCCUCUCCAAGGGAAAUACUCCAAUGAUUGUAUCCAGUCUGAUUCUCGCAAUUUUCACUCUACGGUCCUUGGCACCAGUCCUAGUUUUAAUGCUAUACCAAAGGGUUCAAGGGAAGAUUUCUUCCUACAGCAAAAUGGUCACAAUGAUGAGAAUGAGGCAGGGGAAGAGAGCUGCCAUCAAACCCUCAUUGAUAGAUUACUGGAGAGAAAUCCUUCCAGUAUUCCUCACCAUGAGCCCAAACUGUAUCGCUCUGCUGCUUCCAAGACCAGAUCCAUCCCCGACUUCAACAUCCUGGGCUUUCCUGACUUCUGGGGUCACAUAUCGCCACAGGGAAAUGAACCUAUGGUUCCUCGCAAGCCCCAUGUCCAGAGGCAGAAAGUGUUUGAGGAUGUCCAACGCUUCCUGAAUCAGGAUGACAUCAUCAACAAGGUUAUUUUUGACUUGGAGGACAGCAGUCUGCAGUGCUCGUCUGACACCACAGAGUCACUCAAGUUCUUCUCCAAGUUUGAAAGUGGAAACCUUCGGACGGCUGUCCAAGUCCGCAGAUAUGAGUAUGACCUGAUUCUAAACAGUGACGUGAACUCCUCUGAUCACAGUCAGUGGUUUUAUUUUGAGGUCAGUAACAUGGAGUCAGGAGUGCCCUACCGCUUCAACAUCAUCAACUGUGAAAAAACCAACAGCCAGUUCAACUAUGGUAUGCAGCCAGUUCUAUACUCGGUGAGAGAGGCUCUUGAGGGGAGGCCACACUGGGUCAGGGCUGGAACUGAAAUCUGCUACUACAGAAACCAUUUUUGCCCCGUUCAAGGCAGGAAAGUGGCCACCUUGUACACACUGACGUUUAGCGUCACUUUCAAACACUGUGAAGAUGUGUGCUACUUGGCUUAUCACUAUCCGUACUCCUACUCGGCCCUGAAGGCCCAUCUGAAGGUGCUGCAGAAGUCAGUUGAUCCUGCCAAAGUAUUUUUCCGACAGCAGACCCUGUGCGGAUCCUUGGCAGAGAACUCCUGUCCACUGGUCACUAUCACUGCCUGUCCGGCCAGUCGAGGCUGGAAGGACCUCCAUCAGUUACGUAACCGCGCCUACAUUGUUCUGACUGGGAGGGUUCAUCCUGGAGAGCCCAAUGCCAGCUGGGUCAUGAAGGGCACUUUGGAGUUUCUCUGCAGCAGUGACCCAGUGGCCCAGAGUUUAAGAGAAACGUUUAUCUUCAAAAUCAUCCCAAUGUUGAAUCCUGAUGGAGUCAUCAACGGGACACAUCGCUGUAAUCUGAACAGUGCGGAUCUAAACCGACAGUGGCUUAGACCAGAUCCUGUCCUCAGUCCAACCAUCUUCCACACAAAGGGUUUUCUCCAUUAUCUGAACAGCACAGGACACACACCUCUGGUGUACUGUGACUACCACGGCCACUCGAGGAAGAAGAAUGUGUUUUUGUACGGCUGCAGUGUGAAAGAAACGCUGUGGCAGUCUGCUGUGGACACUGUUGGUGUUAAAGAAGACCCCGGCUACAGGACCAUUCCAAAGACCUUGGACCGUAUAGCUCCUGCUUUUUCAUUCAACAGCUGCAACUACCUGGUGGAGAAAUCUCGCUCAGCCACAGCCAGGGUGGUUGUUUGGAGGGAGAUUGGUGUACUCCGAAGUUACACCAUGGAAAGCACCUACAACGGUUGUGACCAGGGAAUAUACAAGGGCUUACAGAUGGGAACCAGAGAGUUGCAGGAGAUGGGUGUGAAGUUCUGCCACAGUUUGUUGUCAGUUUCCAAGGACAUCACGACCCUGUACAGCCGGAGACUCAUCAACCACAUUGACCUGGACCACAACACACUGGACCACACUUCAAAUGACUGUUUUGAAGACGAUGAGCCUCCAUGCGUUGAAGAAAUUGAAUAUUCCAAAGACUGUUUCACUUUGAAAGGAGUCGAUCUGGACUCGGACGUCAACAAGAACAUGACCAUCUCAGAUGAAGAUGAAGAUGAAGAGCAGAGGAGCAGCUUCAGUGCACCUCAUCAGUCCACCAAGAAGACAAGACUCUAUCACCUGAUCGCACAGACGUCCGUGGCAACCGAGUGA
Molecule: messenger RNA, 3249 nt
Organism: Knipowitschia caucasica
Lineage: Eukaryota; Metazoa; Chordata; Actinopteri; Gobiiformes; Gobiidae
Source: the annotation of a GenBank genome assembly